Messenger RNA from Moneuplotes crassus, 1305 nucleotides. The record is from the annotation of a GenBank genome assembly. Lineage: Eukaryota; Ciliophora; Spirotrichea; Euplotida; Euplotidae.
CAAAAAUAUGCACAAGAACGAAAAGGUCACAAUAGAAUACCUUAAUGAACAGCUUGCAUUAGAGAAACAGAGAUUUAGCCAGUGUCAGGAAAACCUCAAUGUCCACAAAGAGAUCCUCCAGUCGGUCAUUGGUGGUGGGAAAUCCUCAUCCCGGCCAAGCCAAUCAACUGGAGACGAUAACUUAUGAAGAGAAUGCUUCUACAUGAAGCAGCACUAUAAUCUCAGUAGCUGUGUAACCCAGUUAAGAAAGUUAAUUGAAGAAAAAGAUGAGAAAAUAGAAUUUCUCCUUGCUGAAAUCCUCAUGCUGAAGAAACAGAUGAACAUUAAUGAGACCAACAACGAGGAGAAGGAGAGAGAAAUGACAGAAAGAGCAGAAGAAAUCAAGGUCAAACUCGAACGGACUGAAAAUAUGUUCCAGAAUAAAGAAAAGAAAUGGAGCGAAUUAGAACGAAUUGUUGUCAAUUAUGCGAGGAAAGAUCUACAUCUCAGGAACAAACUCUCUGAGAUCAAAUAUAUCUGCGAUGAUCCAUCAAGCAAGAGAAGGAUUACCACAGUUGUAGAAGAAAAUGAAAGACUGAGGACUGAGAUAGACGAAAUCAAAAGCGAGAUGGAGGAACUUAAAAGCCAAGUUGACUGCGCUAAAUCUAACCCAACCUUCUUUGACGAUGAAGAAGACUACUUCAAGCUUGGAGAUCAACAGUUUCAAGAUGAUGAAGUCCCGAUGGAAAAGAAAACUCUUGGUAAAAGAUCCAACAAAAAUAACUUGAGUGCUCUAUCUGAUAUGAGAGGCCCUGAAAGUAAUCUUAAUCAGGCCUUCUUGGAAAGGAGCAAAAGUGACAACAGUGGUAUAGCAGAUAGUUCUAACAUCCUUGGCAACUUAAAAGAUCAGAGAUAUAAUACUCAAGGAAACUACGACACUCCGCCUAAACAGGACCUGUGAGAGAGCUUCGGACCAGGAAUGGAAGAGAAUAAGCAGGGAGAAGAGAAAUUUUUCAAGAUUGGAGAAGACCUUCUUAUUAGUGGAAGUAACAUGAAGCCAAACACUUUUGAGAUAACUCAUGAAAUCUCAGAACUUGAGAAAUCUAUUGGAAGCAUUGGGCAUAAUAGAAGUUUAAGUAGAAUCAAAUAUCCAAAAAGUAAGAAGGAGCUUAAGAAGGUAACUAUCAACCCAAAGAAGGAUUUCUGUAAAGAACUUAGGGAAUACUUCACAAAAUAAACAAGAUUUUAAGGACAUCAUUUUGUGAAGCUUCUAUCAGAAGGCACAAUCUAAAGCAUUCAAAGGAUCUUCAUCAUAUAAUAAAUUCA